Sinocyclocheilus anshuiensis is the source of this 1080-nucleotide messenger RNA. Its product is annotated as tissue factor-like. The record is from RefSeq and is a predicted model, not a curated record. The coding region runs from base 109 to 990 and encodes 293 amino acids. Gene Ontology annotation, biological process: cytokine-mediated signaling pathway; blood coagulation. Gene Ontology annotation, molecular function: cytokine receptor activity; protein binding. Gene Ontology annotation, cellular component: plasma membrane. NCBI's taxonomy places the organism in Eukaryota, Metazoa, Chordata, Actinopteri, Cypriniformes, Cyprinidae. The transcript is spliced from 6 exons.
AUAUAAGCCACUUGGGACAAGGUUAUACCUUAAUUUUUAUCCUGCCUGGUAAAAGGAGUUUUACUUGGUCUUUGGAUUAGUAUUUCGCCACUUCGUAUUUCGGACAGUAUGGAAAGUAACAGGCAAAUGAAAUUUCACAUGCUUGAAUUAGCCCUGGUUUUAUUUUUCAUGAAGGCUUGCGCCUCAGAAACCUUUCCAAAAGUACAGAACGUAACCUGGUCCUCUAUCAAUUUUAAAUCUAUAUUAACAUGGAGUCCAGAACCAACGAAUUAUUCCUACACUGUUGAAUUUUCAGAACUCGGCCAGAACAGAGACCGAACGCCACACUGUAUAAGGACGAUGGCAACUGAAUGCGACCUGACUGCAGGGUUAAAAAACCUGAAGGCCCAUUACAGCGCUGACAUCCUGUCUGAACCCAUGCGGGGCGUCUCCUCCGAUCUGGUUGAGUUCCCUCAUGUCAGAUCGGAGAAAUUCUCCCCUUACUAUGACACUGCCAUUGGCAGACCAGAGUUUAAAAUAGAAGUAAGCAGCGACAAAAGGAAGACGACGCUGCACGUAACGGACAUCCCCACGGCUCUCUUUAAUGAGGAUAAAAAGAGGCUGAAUAUUCGGGAUGUUUUCGGAGACAACCUGCAGUAUAAGGUUACCUACAGGAAAGCCAAGAGCACAGGAAAGAAAGAGAAGAUCAGUAAAAGCAGCAUCAUUGAGCUGACGGAUUUGGACCGAGGCGAGAGUUACUGUUUUUAUGUUCAGGUUUUCCUACCCUUCCGUGCUCUAGACAAACAACACGGGGAGAUCAGCAACAUCCAAUGCUCUCCAGAAGAAAGCCCAUCUAUCUUUGAAGAGUACGGUGUGGGUGUCAUAGUCGGAGCCAUUGUUAUUAUCAUUUUGGCAAUAACAGCAAUCAUUAUUGUCAUCGUGAUGUGCUGCAGACGAAGAAAGAGAGCGGAAAACACAGGAAAAGAAGGAUUACCAUUGAAUGUUGCGUGAAGAGUGUGGAUGCUGUGUUUGGUAGAUCUAAAUUAGACUCUCCCUUAGGGAGGAUGGCAUCCUGUUCCACUAUAAAACAGUGGGAAAAUU